Messenger RNA from Rotaria sordida, 449 nucleotides. NCBI's taxonomy places the organism in Eukaryota, Metazoa, Rotifera, Eurotatoria, Philodinida, Philodinidae. The record is from the annotation of a GenBank genome assembly.
AUGUCUCGUAGAAAUAUUCAACGUCGUCCAUCGAUCAUAUUCGUAUCAGACGAAGAGACUGAUGAGAAAAAUGAUACUGUAAUGGACACAGAAUUUUCUACACCAAUGGCACAAUAUGUUCAUUCAGAUGUAAUACAAACAAAUGAACGACAAUCAGUUCUACCACUAUCGACACCAAUACGUUCAUCAGCUCGAAGACAGCGAACAACAACAACAGCAACAACAACAACUACUACUACAAGAUCACAAGGAUUUGAAGUGAUCGAGUUAGUAACACCAAAAAAAUCACCGACUAUUCAUUGUCAACCAAAUUAUAUACCACGUACAAUUCAUUUUUUUAAUCAACAACGUUUAUCAAUUUUACCUAAAUUUCCAACAACAGGUAAUACUACUAAUAUACAUUUAUUAUUAGCCAAUGUACCUAUGGCUCAAUUAUCAUCCGAAGAAUU